This is a messenger RNA of Parathielavia appendiculata, 2730 nucleotides long. Its product is annotated as glycoside hydrolase family 31 protein. The coding region runs from base 150 to 2717 and encodes 855 amino acids. NCBI's taxonomy places the organism in Eukaryota, Fungi, Ascomycota, Sordariomycetes, Sordariales, Chaetomiaceae. The transcript has a single exon. Gene Ontology annotation, biological process: carbohydrate metabolic process. The record is from RefSeq and is a predicted model, not a curated record. Gene Ontology annotation, molecular function: carbohydrate binding; hydrolase activity, hydrolyzing O-glycosyl compounds.
AUUUAUUCUCCCCUGCUUCGUUCCACCCCCCUCAGAUCGUGCUCCGUCUAUGACAUUGAGCCUUCUGCAGUUGUGUAGCUGGACUUGAAACCACAGAGAUCCAGCUCCGUCGAUAUCCCCUUCCCCAACCUAACGGGUCCUGCUCAAAGAUGCCUCCGCAAAGGGAACACAUUCCCUCUUCCUGGACCCUGUGUCCUUCUCAGGAGGCCGGCGGAAAUGCUCCGUCACUGACACUGAACUCCUCCGACCCGUCCUCUCCACCAUUUGAGUUCUCCUUCGAGGCCGUCCGCCCGAAUGUGUUCAGGACGACCUUCAAGUCGGAAACGCACCCCAUUCCCCCAUAUCCCAGCGUCCCCAGGAUGGAGACAAAGCUGGAUGGCGUUCGGCCCAUCAUGACAUCGACCGACAGGAGCAAGAAGAUCCAGAUCGGCGACAUCACAGCCAACGUCGACUUUGCGGGUGAGACGCCAUCGGUGUCCAUCUCGAUCGAGGGCCAGAAGUUCCCGAUCCUCCAAGAUCUGCCGAAUCGCAGCUACGUCGUAGACGGGCCGGGCAUUGCCCAUUACACGCGCUACAACCGCAAUACGCUACACGUCGGCCUGGGCGAGAAGGCAGCCCCUAUGAACCUCUCGGGCCGUCGCUUCGAGCUCUCGGCAACAGACAGCUUCGGUUACGACGUCUACCGGACCGAUCCCCUGUACAAAAACAUUCCGCUCCUGAUCAACGCCACUCCGGACGGUUGCGUGGCCACCUUCUCGACCAGCCAGGGCCGCGGCCAGUACUCGAUCGGUGCCGAAAUGGACGGCAUGUGGGGCUUCUACAAGGUCUACCGCCACGAUUAUGGCGGCCUGGAAGAGUACAUCAUCGUGGGCAAGACGUUGAAGGACAUCGUCCGAACCUACGCCGACAUCGCUGGCUACCCCUUGCUCGUGCCCCGUUGGGCGUUCGGCUAUCUCUCGGGCGGCAUGAAGUACUCGAUGCUCGACGACCCGCCCGCGCACGAGGCCAUGAUGGCGCUCGCCCGCAAGUUCAAGGAGUACGACAUACCUUGCUCCGCCCACCAGAUGUCGUCGGGCUACACCGUCUCGGCGACACCCCCCAAGACGCGCAACGUCUUUACGUGGAACCGCCACCGGUUCCCGGACCCAGAGGGCUGGAUCCGCGAAUACCACAAGCACGGCAUCCGGCUGAUUGCCAACAUCAAGCCGUACGUCAUUGGCAGCCACCCGGAGUACGAGAAGCUCAAGGCGGCCGGGGCGCUGUUCACGGACCCGCGGACGGGCAAGACGGCCGUGACCAAGCUCUGGAGCGCCGGCGGCGGCGAGAGUGCCGACGGUGGCCACAUUGACUUCACCUCCAAGGCGGGCUUCGACUGGUGGUACAACGGGGUCCGCGAGCUGGCCCGGCAGGGAAUCGACUGCAUGUGGAACGACAACAACGAAUACACCAUCCCGGACGACGACUGGCGGUGCGCCCUGGACCUCCCUUCCCUGCAGAUCCCGCCGGGCGCCGACAAGACACCCCAAGUCGGCGUCUGGGGCCGCAACAUGCACACCGAACUCCACGGCAAAGCAUCCCACGACGCCCUCGUCGACGUUCACCCGGACAUCCGCCCCUUCGUCCUCACGCGUAGCGCGACGGCCGGAACCAUGCGGUACGCCGCCAGCACGUGGAGCGGCGACAACGUGACGAGCUGGGCGGGCAUGAAGGGCGCCAACGCCGUCUCGCUCAACGCGGGCAUGAGCCUGAUGCAGUGCUACGGGCACGACAUUGGCGGGUUCGAGGGCGAGCAGCCGUCGCCGGAGCUGCUGCUGCGGUGGGUGCAGCUGGGCAUCCACUCGCCGCGGUUCGCCAUCAACUGCUUCAAGACGGCCAGCGGCGACAACUCGGUCGGCGACGUCAUCGAGCCCUGGAUGUACCCGUCCAUCACGCACCUCGUGCGCAAGGCCAUCAAGCGGCGCUACGCGCUCAUCCCCUACCUCUACUCGCUCAUGCUCGACAGCCACCGCACCGCGACGCCGCCGCAGCGUUGGACCGGCUGGGGGUACGAGUCGGACCCGGAGGUGUGGACGUCCCAGAUCAUGGACGGCGAGACGCAGUACUGGCUCGGCGACGCGAUGCUCGUCGGCGGUGUGUACGAGCCGGGUGCGUCCAAGGGUCGCGUCUACCUGCCCAGGGCAGCGGAUGCUGCCAUCGAUGAAGGCUUCAUGAACACCAACGCGCCGUUCCAGUACCUCGCUUCGGGACAGUGGGUCGACAUCGACGCCGAGUGGCACGGCGCCGGCAUCCCGGUGCUUGCGCGCGUGGGAGCGGCUAUCCCCGUUGGCCACGACGUGCAGGUGCUGUCUCCCGGAGAGACGGAGAACGUGGCAGAGCUGCCGCUGGACGACUACCGCGGCGUCGAGGUCUUCCCGCCAAAGGGACAGUCCAAGAAUGGCCAGUGGCACGAGACGACGUGGCACGAAGACGACGGCGUGUCAGCUGUGCAUAUAAAUAAGGUGUCAUCAUACACCUUCGCCUACACGGCCACGGGAGCGUCGGGUGAGAUCAAGGUAAAAUUCUCGAGGGAUGAGUCGUCGGGCUUUGAGGCGCCGUGGAAGACGCUCGUUGUCAUCUUGCCAUCGGGCGAUCAGCGGAAGGUGGUCAGCGAGGAUGGAAGGACGGUGGUCGAGCUGGGCGUCGAUGAGCAAGGAAGGAACCGGUUUGAGCUGAGCUGAGCUGAGCUGAGCU